GACAGCGCCGACGUGGAGCUGCAGCAGCGAGCCGUCGAGCUGCUGCAGCUGUGCCGAGACGAGGAAAAGCUUGAUGAAGUUCUUGCGCCGAUGCCAGCGUACGCUGAAAGCGUGCAGCGGAACAACCCGCUGGUGCAGCGGCUCAAGUUCUCCUCCAGGAAUCGCGCUCACACCCGGGCCCAGCUGGAAGAGGCUGCUCGGAGCGAGGGCGGCAUGUACAAGUCCGCAGGGCGGCGGGAGGGGGACGGCCGGCCCUUGGACUUGCCGGACCCGGAAGGCCCUUCACGAGGUCCUUCCAGGAACGCUCAGGUGUCAGAGUCGGAGUCUUCGGAUUCGGAAGACGAAGAUGUCCCGAACGGCCACGCAGCCAGCGCAGCAAGCGCAGCCAGCGCAGCCAGCGGGCCGAACCCGAAGGAGCUUUGGCUACAAUUGUGCUUGGCUCAAACAGGAAGGUUUUACAGCUCCCCGCAGCUGGUCCUGGAGAUGAAGCAAGAGUACAAUACUGCCACUGGUCGCCUGACCAUCCUUUUUACAAACAACUCCAAGGGGCCAAUGAGCAACAUUCGUGUUCAAAUCCCCGAGGUGCCUUUCAUGAAGAUCCAGACGUUCAGCGAGGUCCCUGCCACGUUGAAACCUGGGGAGCAGGCGCCGCAUCUGGUGCAAGUGCAAUGCCUGCGGCCCUUUCUUCAGCCUACGAAGUAUGCUGUUGAGUACAGCGCUGGUGGAAGCACGCAGCAGGUACCCCUGAUGUUGCCAGCAGUCGUCACCAAGUUUGUGUCUCCAGCAGAAGUUCAGAUGCCUCAAUUUCGGCCCUUCUUUGACUCACUGGCUGGCCCUCCGCGAGAGCUUGUUGCCGUGGGACAGGCGAAGCAGCCGCCGAACCAAUGGCCAAACUAUUUGCAAAAGGGCUUCAACCUCUUUCUGCUGCCGGAGAGUGGACCAACUGCAGCAUUCGCCGCAGGCACGCUGCACACAGCGACUCCGGACCCGUCCCAGCCGGGCAAGAUGAUGACAGUCCCCAUCUUGGUUCGACUGGAGUACGACGGCGGGCGGCAGAUGGUGCGGCUCACUGUGCGGACGCAGCACGGGGAGGUGACAAGCAGCGUCGCGAAGAUUAUUGAGACCUACUUGUUGGUUCCUGCUUAG
Messenger RNA from Effrenium voratum, 1146 nucleotides. The record is from the annotation of a GenBank genome assembly. NCBI's taxonomy places the organism in Eukaryota, Dinophyceae, Suessiales, Symbiodiniaceae.